Messenger RNA from Colletotrichum higginsianum IMI 349063, 966 nucleotides. Its product is annotated as Alpha-ketoglutarate-dependent 2. The coding region runs from base 1 to 966 and encodes 321 amino acids. The record is from RefSeq and is a predicted model, not a curated record. Gene Ontology annotation, molecular function: oxidoreductase activity. NCBI's taxonomy places the organism in Eukaryota, Fungi, Ascomycota, Sordariomycetes, Glomerellales, Glomerellaceae. The transcript is spliced from 3 exons.
AUGUCACUCACAAUUUUGCCUCUUCAUCCUACCUUUGCGGCACAGAUCCGCGGUGUCGACUUCUCAAAACCGUUGACGGACGAGGUGUUUGAUGAGAUCAGGGCCGCCAUUUCCAAGGUUGUACAUUAUGGUGUGCUGGUUUUCCCGGCAACAGGUCUAAAUGACGAUAGUCAUGUCGCUUUUGCGCGGCACUUUGGCGAACUCGAAACCCGAAAGGACACGGGCGCGACGUCGCGAAUGAGUUUGCCAGAGCUAACGGACCAGGGCAACAUCGACGCCAACGGAAACAUCAUCGGCUCGAACGACCCUAGGGCUCAGAUCAGCAAGGGAAACACGCUUUUUCACGUCGAUAGCAGCUUCAACUCCCGCAGAGCGAGCUACUCCAUCCUCCUCGCUCACGAGAUCCCGCCUCCGAAUGGCGGCGGAAACACCGACUUUGCGGACACGCGGGCAGCGUGGGACAACCUUCCCGAGUCCUGGAAGCAGGAGCUGUUACAGAAAAACUACGUCGCGGGCCACUCGUUCUGGCACUCACGCAAGAAGGCGUGCCCAGAGUUCUUCGCCAAGCUCGAGCCGGAGAACCACCCGAUGAGCAAGCACAAGAUCGCGCAGCUCCAUGAAGCGAGCGGUCGGAUGAACUUGUUCGUGCCGUCGCACUGCCAUCAUAUCGAGGGGCUCGAGGCGGGGGAGGGGCGGGAGAAGCUGGAGUUUCUGUAUCGGCAUUCCACGCAGGACAAGUUCGUCGUCUCGGUCCCAUGGAAAGAAGUGGGCGACUUGGUCAUGUGGGAUAACACGUGUACGCUGCAUCGGGGCACGCCGGUCUUUGGGCUUCACAAACGUGACAUGAGAAGGGCGACGGUGCUGGAUGGCAGUAACGAGGCUUGGGGAGUAAAUGAGAGAGUUGAGAGAGAUUUCGCGUUUGCGCCUGAGGUUAUGGCUGAUGUGUUUCGGUGUCUUUCUGGGUGA